AUGGCUUCUUUGGUUAUGGCGGCAGAGAAAUUUAGGGAUUUAAGUCAAGCGAUUGAUGUUCCUUUACUUGAUGCUACUGUUGCUGCAUUCUAUGGCACUGGAUCUAAAGAAGAGAGGGUAGCUGCAGACCGCAUUUUGCAGGACUUGCAAAGCAAUCCAGAUAUGUGGCUUCAAGUGGUGCACAUUCUACAACAUACAAAGAACCUCAACACCAAGUUCUUUGCCUUGCAGGAGUAUAUUCUUUGUGGAAAUUAUGAAGCAAAGCCAUCAUGGGUUAACCUUGUGGUCCUAGAGGGUGUUAUAAAGUAUAGAUGGAAUGCAUUGCCUGUUGAACAACGAGAUGGAAUGAAAAAUUACAUAUCUGAAGUCAUUGUACAGCUUUCAAGUAAUGAGGCCUCUUUUCGAAUGGAAAGGCUGUAUGUAAACAAGCUCAAUGUUACUUUGGUUCAGAUUCUCAAGCAUGAGUGGCCAGCUAGAUGGCGAAGCUUUAUCCCUGAUCUUGUUGCAGCAGCAAAAACUAGUGAAACUAUUUGUGAGAAUUGCAUGGUUAUAUUGAAACUUCUAAGUGAAGAAGUAUUUGAUUUCUCACGGGGAGAGAUGACUCAACAGAAGAUCAAAGAGCUUAAACAAUCAUUGAACAGUGAGUUUCAACUCAUCCAUGAGCUAUGCUUAUAUGUCCUGUCAGCCUCGCAAAGAACUGAGCUGAUUCGAGCAACAUUGUCCACCUUGCAUGCUUUUCUUUCUUGGAUUCCUCUGGGCUAUAUUUUUGAAUCUCCCUUGCUUGAAACACUUCUGAAAUUUUUUCCCAUGCCAUCUUAUCGGAAUCUUACCCUUCAGUGUUUGACAGAGGUGGCAGCUCUUAAUUUUGGGGAUUUCUAUAACAUGCAGUACGUUAAGAUGUAUAAUUUUUUCAUGGUCCAGUUACAGGCCAUUCUUCCACCAGCCACUAGUAUCCCAGAGGCUUAUGCAAAUGGAUCUAGUGAAGAACAAGCAUUCAUUCAGAAUCUGGCUCUGUUUUUCACCUCAUUUUAUAAGUCUCAUAUUCGAGUGCUGGAGUCUACUCAGGAGAACAUAUCUGCUCUACUAAUGGGUCUUGAGUAUCUAAUUAAUAUCUCAUAUGUCGAUGACACAGAGGUUUUUAAGGUUUGCUUGGACUAUUGGAACUCUUUGGUUUUGGAGCUUUUUGAGGCACACCAUAAUUUGGACAAUCCUGCAGUCACUGCAAACAUGAUGGGACUGCAGAUGCCUUUGCUACAUGUUAUGGUUGAUGGUUUAGGGUCGCAAAUUCUGCAAAGGAGGCAGCUUUAUGCUACUCCAAUGUCCAAGUUGAGAAUGCUUAUGAUCUGUCGUAUGGCUAAACCUGAGGAGGUUUUGAUCGUUGAAGAUGAAAAUGGUAAUAUUGUUCGUGAAACCAUGAAGGAUAAUGAUGUUCUUGUUCAAUAUAAGAUUAUGAGGGAAACUCUAAUCUAUUUAUCGCAUCUUGAUCAUGAAGAUACUGAAAAGCAGAUGUUGAAGAAAUUAAGUAAACAACUGAGUGGUGAAGAUUGGAAUUGGAACAACUUAAACACUUUAUGCUGGGCAAUAGGAUCCAUUUCUGGUUCCAUGAUGGAAGAACAGGAAAACAGAUUUCUUGUGAUGGUCAUUCGUGAUUUACUGAAUUUAUGUGAACUCACAAAAGGGAAAGAUAACAAAGCUGUUAUUGCAAGUAACAUCAUGGAUAAGCCAGCUGAGAUUGGUAGCUGGAGAAGCUUAAAGUAUGUUGUUGGUCAGUACCCAAGAUUUCUCAGAGCUCACUGGAAGUUCUUGAAAACUGUUGUCAAUAAAUUGUUUGAAUUUAUGCACGAAACUCAUCCUGGAGUUCAGGACAUGGCCUGUGACACAUUCUUGAAAAUUGUUCAGAAAUGCAAGAGGAAAUUUGUCAUUGUGCAGGUUGGAGAAAGUGAACCGUUUGUAUCGGAACUUCUAACUGGCCUUCCAACGACUGUUGCUGAUCUCGAGCCACAUCAAAUUCAUACCUUUUAUGAAUCUGUUGGCCAUAUGAUUCAAGCAGAAUCUGAUCCACAGAAGAGAGAUGAAUACCUGCAGAGGUUGAUGGAUCUCCCUAACCAGAAAUGGGCUGAAAUUAUAGGACAGGCACGCCAAAGUGUAGAUUUUCUGAAAGAUCAAGACGUGAUCAGAACUGUGCUUAAUAUAUUGCAGAAAGAUAUCAUAUGUAAUACGAAGGUGAAUCUGGGUUGGGUUUUCAUGGGACCUAGGUUGGGUGAUGCCAAACACCCACUGGGUCGGGUGAAAUUGCCAUCCCUAGGUUAA
Molecule: messenger RNA, 2310 nt
Organism: Dovyalis caffra
Lineage: Eukaryota; Viridiplantae; Streptophyta; Magnoliopsida; Malpighiales; Salicaceae
Source: the annotation of a GenBank genome assembly